AUGUUUCGAUCACUUAAUGGUGGUGGCGGUGGUGGUGGUGGUGGUGGUGGUGGGGAUGAUGAUGAUGACGAUGAUGUAUCAACAAAUGAAAUUGUCACACGAAAUCAAUCAUCAAAAUCAGAUUUUCAUAAAACAUUGACACCAAUGAUUGGUAAAGAAAAUUUUGAACUUCGAAAAAAAUUAUUUGAAAACCCCGAUGAUUCGUCAUUUGCAGACGUUAUUCCUUCUGGCAAUGAAGCACCCAAUACAACAAGUAAAUCCUCAUCACAUCAAUUGCUCAGUUAUUUAACUUAUCAUAAUAUUGAAUGGAAAUUAAAAAUUCGAAAAGAAGUUUUUUCACCAAUGGAAACAUUUGAUCAACCACUUUUAAUUGAUUUAUUAUAUUUACAAAUUGUACAUGAUACAUUUUCAACAAUAUGUAUUCGUAUAAAUGAAGCAGAACGAACAAAUAUGAAAACAUUUUUAUCUUCACAUGGUGUUGGAAUCAUUGAUGAUAUUAAUUUAAUAAAUAAAUUAUCAAUUAAAAAAUUGAUUAUUGAACAAGCACGUCAAUGGGCAGCAUAUUUUUGUCGAUUUUAUCCUGUUUCUAUACCAAAGUAUCAUUCUGGUGAAGUACAAAUGUUAGGUAUAUCACAUUUAGGUGUGCGAUUAAUUAAACGAAAUCGAACAAAAACUACUAAUGAUACAUUGGAAGUACUUGAAACAUUUCCAUUUGAUAUUAUUCAACAAAUUUCACCAAUUCGAAAUGGUUCAACAAUUGAUUUACGUCUAACAAAAAAACGUAUUACCAUUCAUUCACAUCGAAUUCAAAAAAUUAUACAAAUUAUUGAUAAAUUUUUAAAAGAAUCUCGAAUCGAUAAAAGUAAAAAUUCUCGUACAUCUAAUCAUAAAUCUUCUCGCGAAAAAUUAUCACCAAAUUUAAUAUCAAAUACAAGUGAUCUAUUAAAAUCAUCAAGUCAAGGUAGUUUAAUGAGUUGCAGUCAAACAUUUAGUGAACUUAUCCCAUCUAAUUCAUUUGAUACUCAUACACCAAAACCAACACAAAAUGAUAUUGUUAUUCCAAAUCCAGCUACAUUACCAGGUGGAUAUUCUAUGAUGGAAUUUGCUUUAAAAAAUUUUCAAAUUCCAAAAUGGACAUGGCAAGAUUAUACUGAAUUAAUUAGAUGGUCAAAAAGUCCAAUUCAAUCAGCACUUCUUCGUCAAACAUCAAAUGAUACAACUCGUAUUGUUCGGCAAGCUUUUCUUGCUAUCAUGCGUUUUAUGGGUGAUCAAACAAUGCCACGAGGUCACAGUGAUAUGGAUUGUGUAUUUUAUCUUCUAAAAAAUAUGCAUAAACAUCGAACAAUAAUUGAUGAAAUUAUAUGUCAAAUUAUAAAACAAUUAACAGAUAAUAAAAGUACAAAAAAUGAUAGUGUUCAACAUGGAUGGAAGUUUCUUGCUAUUAUACUUAAUUAUUUUAUACCAAGUGAAAAUUUACGACCAUAUUUUGUUAAAUAUCUUAAUGAUAAUAUGAAUCAAAAUGAAAAAUUAGUACGAUUAUGUUUAAAUCAUUAUGAACAAACAUUAAAAUAUGGUGGAAGAAAAAAUACACCAAGCAAAGCUGAAAUUGAUCUUUUUACAGUUAAUGGUCGAAAUGCAGGAAAACGUCAAAUAGUUUUAUUACCAGGAGGAUUUCCAUUAGCUCUAAUGGCAACACCAUCAAUGGUAAUUGGUGAUUGUCUCAAUCUACUAUGUCAACAACUGAAUAUAUCGAAUAGCUUAGAACAUGAUGAAUAUUCUAUUUUUAUUAUAAGUGCUUCGGAAAAUUCAUCACGUUUAUUAAAUCCAAAUGAAUAUUUAUUUGAUAUUCUGAGUGAAUGUGUUCGAUUAAAUAUGGAUGAUUAUCAUUUAAUUAUAAAACGUAUGCUUUGGUUCACUAUUCCAAUGAUACUUGAUGAUAAUAACAAAUCUGAAAUAUUUAUCGAUUUUAUGUAUCAUCAGCUUGUACCAGAAUUACUUGAAGAUACACGAGAAACUCUCUUUACCAUACCAUAUAACGAUGUAGUUUCAAUUCGUCGUCAUCAAAAUUUAAUCGAUAUUAAGCAUGGUAGUUUAAAUCAACCUCAUCUUCUUCAAUGUCAAGCUGAUAGAUCUCAAGAUCUUGUUGCAUUAGCUGGGCGUUAUUUAAGUUUUAUUGGUCGUAGUUUAACAUCGGCGUUGGAGAGAAAAUGUGAUUCUCAACAAUAUCAUAGAUCAUCGACAUCAACAUACAAUGAUCCAAUUACAACAUUGGAUUGGUUUACUGUUGAAUUUGGUCUAUGUUUGGAAAACAAUGAAAAAAAAGCUUAUGGAGCUGGGCUGUUAUCAUCUUUUGGUGAAUUACGAUAUUGUAUAACGGAUACACCAACAGUAAUACCAUUUGAUCCAUUUCGUGCUGCUGUUCAACCUUAUCCAAUUACAAAUUAUCAAUCGAGUUAUUUCUUAGCAGAGAGUUUUAAGGAUGCCAAAGAAAAAUUACGUCAAUAUGCAAUGACUAUUCCAAGACCAUUUAUCACUCGUUAUAAUCCGUAUACACAAACUAUGGAAGUAGUCAAUGGUAAUGAACAAAUUGUCAAUAUGGUUCGAACAUUAAGAAAUGACAUGGAUAUUAUUAUUGAUGCACUUCGAAAGACGGGAUUAACAUUAAGCUAA
This is a messenger RNA of Rotaria sp. Silwood2, 2670 nucleotides long. Lineage: Eukaryota; Metazoa; Rotifera; Eurotatoria; Philodinida; Philodinidae. The record is from the annotation of a GenBank genome assembly.